Molecule: messenger RNA, 5099 nt
Organism: Paramisgurnus dabryanus
Lineage: Eukaryota; Metazoa; Chordata; Actinopteri; Cypriniformes; Cobitidae
Product: AP-4 complex accessory subunit RUSC2
Cellular component (GO): cytoplasmic vesicle
Source: RefSeq, a predicted model, not a curated record
UCUUUAUUACAUUUUGAAUGACUCUUGUUGUCCUCCAUAGCAAACAAGUCUAUCAUUCGGGUGUAAAAAAGGAAAAAGAAGAAGGAUGACAAUGGGAAAAGACAAAAACAAAGUAAUUUUAGUAACAUUUUAAUGUGUUAACGUUAGGUCUAAUCCUCCUUUUUUCUUAUUAUGUAAUUUAUUAUGUAAUUCAAUUUCAGUGUUUUAAAUGUAAUGGUUAGCAAGUAAAUACAUUGCCAAAGUGAAAUAAGUCUUUAAAUCAUCCUCAAACCUUUACUAAAUCUCUGUAAACUCUGUGGCUUUAAAAGUUAGUUUAUAGGUUGUGCCAAGCCAAUUAAAAUAUAUAUUUUUAUAUAAUUAAUGCAUUUAACCAUAAAAAAGCUUUUUCUUUGUUUGACUUUUUUUUAACUUUUUUCUUAAUUUUUCUCUUUUUUAGGAUCUUCUAAAUGUCUACAACCUUUGUGUGAUAAGUCCCUGUGUCUGUGCUAAAAAUGAAAGGGACACUACUGAAAUUAUCUUAUCAAAUGUUUUAAAAAACACAAUAUACUCGUAAUGCACAGUUUGUGUGUGUGUUUUAUUCCCAUCUUACACCCUAAACACAGCUACAAUUAAUAAAAUUGAUAAUAGAUUUGUUAUAUUUAUAAAUGUGUAAAUAAUUAAGCACUAAUAGCACCAAGGGCCCACAAAUAAAAUUCUGCUUAGGGCCCCAUAAAGGCUGGGGCCGACCCUGCUUUAAAAGUACAAUUAACUGAUUAGUACCCCUAAAAUUUAACUGGUACAAAAUUGUUCCUUAAGGUACACAAUAUGUGUGUACUACUGUACACCAAAACAUUUCAAUUUGUUAUAUACAUGUACUGUACCCAUAAAGGUACAAAAAUUAACUUUUAAGGGUACCACCCCAGCAACACAAAAGGUACAGUUUUGUACCUUUUUUCUGAUAGUGUAGGUGCAAAUGUGUAUUUUUGAAAGGGUACCACACCAGUCACAUUUAGAGACCCUUUUAUUUUGACAGUGCAUGUAAUACAUAUAUCAUAUAGUAAAAAAUGGAUGUAUUUAAUACAUUUGUAUAUUGUAUCACCUUAUUUAGAAUUAAAUGUGUUUACAAAUAUAAUUUUCAAGAUACGUUUGUAAAACAUUUUAUAUCUAAUAGUCUUUUUUUUGCUUAGGGGUAUUGAUAAUAUUAUUGUCUUGUCCCCACUAAUACAGCUUUACAGGUCUUUGUUUCUAAUAUUUAAAUCAAAUAAUUCAUUUUCAAAAUGUCUGAUUAUAAGAGACUAACCACAGUAAUAUGUAAGAUAUAUACUGAAUUGCCUUUUCUUUCCUUAGAAUGAGUUUUUUAACCAAUGAUGUCGAUGUCUGAGAUUAAAAGAAUACUGCCAAACUGUGCAUUUACACACCAAAAACUGUUUAUGCCACUUAACCUGCCUUCUUUCUAAGGAUUGACACAUUGAAGUGGUAUUUUCAAAAUGGAUGUCUCCCCAAAAUCAAGAGAAACUCUGGUUGCGUGUCAAAUCUCACAAGGUCAGGGCCAGUCUGUUCGCUGGCCCCUAUAUAACUCUUUACAGACAUCCAAACCCAGGCCACCAUCUCUGAAUUUAAUCCACAGUAUAUCUCUACCUGAGAGGGGAAAUUUACCCCAAGAAGCACGUGAAAAUUGCAGUAUUUAUCAUACUUGCAAGUCAAGAUCUAUAGAAACAACAGACAAAAAAGGGUCUGCAGAUACCAGUAGGUAUGAGUCGUCCUUAAUGCUCCAACACUUCCCUGUUUUUUCUGAGAAUGUUUUAUUAACUAGUCAUCAAAGAAAAACAGAGCCAUCACACCGCAAAGUAACCCCCAGAUGGCAAAACCUCUUCAUCCCUGAAUCAGAGGUGAAUGAGGAUGAGGAAGAUGAAGACUGUGAUGGAGACAGCUUGCGCAAGUACCAUGAAGGAUCAUCCCUACAACUACAAGGUUUUAAUUUGGCUCAAAGUAGAAACACAGGGAGCUCCACUGAAUGCAUAGCUGGCAGUUCUUCAUUUAGCCAGAAGAUUUUUAACUAUAAAACAACCCCUUUCAGUACAUCCAAAGACAACAAAGAACAGGAGAAAGAAUUUGAUACAGUUUGUGAGAACUGCAUGGACAGCAAAAGAACCCCUGUAACCUUCAUGGAUUGUGAUGAACAGGAUUGGGCUGAUGAGGAAGACUACAGCAAGCAUACUCUUGAGGAACCUGAUAAUUGUUGGUAUCAAACUGACAACCUCAUGAAUUGUGAAUCCUUAACUGAAAACCCAGCAGACUAUAUCACAGACUCUUCCUGUAACAGCUCCGAUGGAGUAUUGGUCAACUUUAGUGCCAUCUACAACAAAACCAACAACGCUGUUCCAUCAACUCCACUUAACCUAGAUAGUCCUGAUCGUGGGUCAGGAAAAGUAUUACAAGAUGGUUCAAACCCUAUGCUUAGCUGGUCACCCCACAGUGUUGAUCCAAACAGCAACAUCUAUUCACUUGACUGUGAUGGCUUUUCAUCAAUGGAAUUUUCUGACCUUGCUUUGUGUCAAGGACGGCUGGCUUGUUCCACUCAGAACUACUAUAAACUGGUAACAUGUGACUUAUCAUCCCAUUCUUCACCCAGCCCACCUUGGUCCUCUUUGACAAGUUCCUCUGAAACUCAUAGCCAGGGAAUCUGUUCUCCACCCUCUGAAUAUUUCCUCUUUGGACAGUCGAAGGAAGAGGAAAAGGAAAAUCCAAAGGUUACCCAAAGUGAACACCAGGGUGAUAUUGGGGGCAUUGAAAGGAUCUGCAGAAGAGAUGGCAGCAGGGACCAUUUUAAAGGCUCAAAAGACAGAUUGGAACAUACAAAAACACAUCACUCGGAUACAAGAGUCUCAGAACAUCUCACAACUUCUCAAUCUCAAAGCUGGAUUGGCAGUCAGAAAUACACAAAGCAGUGGUCCCUACAAAACAGCUGUCCCAGUCAUGUAGACACAAACUUAUCUUCACCUCGAUCCAGGCAGCAUGCCACCUCAUUUGCAGAAAUUGCUCGAUGUAAGAAGGGAAAUGGACAAUUAUUAAAUAUGAAGAAAAGCGUAGAGGGUUCACUGGGCUCAUUCUCUUGUAACCUCUCUGCUGUCCAAAAAAAGAAUAUUUCCGAUCAGAAAGACAUGUCGUUUAACCCCCAAAAUAACACAAUCACAGUAAUCUCCCCAAGUACUGACAGCAGUAAGCAGUCCAAUCCAGAAGAUGAAUGUGCCUCAUCCCCAGAUGUUGUGCGAUACACAAAAGCACAAAGGCCCACUUCUCUCCCAAUCCAGCCUUUCGUACUUCAAGCACCCUCAGGAAAACAACAGAGCAAGACACUUGGAUCCCUUCUUAAUCAGUACAUCAGUCUCAAGUACAGCAGGCCAGGGCCAUUGAAAGCUAUCUACAAAAGCAAGGGACAUACAAAUCAACACUCACCUCCUCGAAAUUACUCCACCAUCCACCUGGAGCCAACCCCCAGUUCAGACACUUGUUCCACCUGUACAUCAAGUCCUGUUUUACCUUACAGUCGCCCUCAGUAUUUCCACCCCUGCACAUUGUUUGGACGCAUGCACCAAAAUGUAGAUUUGAUGAACAGAAGCCCAGACCAAACAGAGGGUAGUCCAAAGGCUUGCACUGAAAAACAAGUUUAUUCACUGUCCUUUACGUCCACAAAGCAGGAUGCAAAUUGUCCUCCAGAGCAAGUGUAUCCAAAGAAUGCAUCAUACCCUUCUCAACAUGGAUCUUCUACUUCAAUCACAUCAGUGACCUCUUUGACCUCCAUCCCCUGCCUCAACUCUUUACCCAGAAAUAGACGAAGAUCCCUGUGGCCUUUUAAAGCUUCAUCCCAGGAGUUCACCAAUGCAGGACUCAGCAAAAUCUGCCAUUACUUUGGACCAAUAAAGCCACCCAGUGUUAAAGAGGAACAUCAACAUGGUGACUCACUCUCUAGGACUGAUAGACCACCUGAGGAGUUCUGCCUUUCUCCAGAUGCCCCUUUAGAACGUUUAUCAGCUGAAUUACUGCACAAGAAAAGUAUGUUGAAAGCUCUUAGUUCGGCAGUGGAUCUAAUAACAGCACAUUUCAACUCGAGCCAAGAAUCAGAAGAAAAGAUCAGACUUGGAAAUAGUUCCCUGUGCACCAGCAUCUUGCAACUUGUCUUUAAACACCUCUGCCCCACAAUCCAGAACAUCCUUCAAGAUGGUCUAAAAGCCUAUAAGUUGGAUUUCAUUAUUGGACAGCGACGCAACAAACUAUGGAAUGUCAUAGAGGCCACGGCACGAUCAGGCUCUCCUUCCCGAAUGCCUGACAGCUUGGUAUCUGUGGUAAAGAAAUGUUCCCAAUUAUCAAGUCACAGCAUAAAGCUCUAUGUCUUCAUUAUGGAUCUGCUAAAUUUCCGUGCUUUAGUAUUCUGGAUUCAUCAUUUGUACGGUUGUGUAGACAUUGUCAAGGACUUUUAUCAUCAAUGGGGUUUCCUGGCUCUGGCCCAGGGUCCAAUGUAUAGACCACUGUUCCAGGAGCUGCUCCUUGUGCUCCAACCACUCUCCCUGCUACCAUUUGACCUCAGUCUAACUUGUGAAACUCAAAAUAAGAAAAAUAAGCAAAACCAGCCUCGUAGGCUUCUCACCCAGUCAGCUAAGAUCCUUCAGAUGAGCUCUAUCCAGAAGAACCACAACAGUCCUAUAGGUCGAAGUGAUGUCUUGAGUAAUAAGUUAACAAGUGGGUAUUGGCUCAACCAGACACCCACUUCAGAGUAUGAACCGGCGAACUGCUGUUCAGACAGCACACAUGAAAAGGAAGAUAAAGAAAUCCAAGGAAUGGAAAAGAGUGAGAUGAUAGGAUCUACACAGAAGUCUGAAGAAGACAACCCAUCAUUGCGUUGGGCCAGGCUCUUUGGUUCUGUAGGUGGAACACAAGUUGAGCCAAAACAGGCACAAAAGAACAUGAGUGGAAAUCUGAGAAGCAGGCGACCCUCAGAAUGGUUAAAGAUCGGAGCAUCAAAGGUGGGCUUGCAAAGUUAGUGUGGACAGAGACUCCUCUUAAACUGAACCAAAACAGAGACAUGGCGAACACACAUGAUAUACUGAAUCUAUACUGAGCAG